UCUGGACUUGCUCUAAGGCUCUCAAUGCUCUCUCAUCGUAGGAUGUACCAUGAGUUGUUUCCGCAUGUCCUUCCGGUUCUUUUGUAUCGUCCUUCUUUUGAAAACCAUGUACGGGGAUUUUCCAAAACCGAUAAUGGAUAGAAUAUUCAUUAUCUUUGAUCCUAUGGCAGGAUAGGUCAUCUAUUCCUAUCCUGAGGAUUUGGCCUUUGGAUUUGGUUUAAUUUCCCUGGGAUCUGUACUCAACAAGCUUUCUUUUUCGCUUCCUCUGGUGUCAAAGAGCUGAUCAAGGUAGCGAAUAUACCACCUCAGUGGGUUGUCCCUUCCCACCAGGUUGUCCUAGCUGAGGGGAGGUAAUUUUCUUUUAUACUUUUUAAGGGGAGCUUCCCUUGUUGGUGGAUUGUGAAAGGAGAAUGAAGAAGAUGGAGCGGUAGUACUUCUCUUCGAUCUCUGUUCCCUUCACCCCCUUUUUUGUUCUUCCGGUUGAAUAAUAGUAACACCUCAACGAAUUUUGGGACUAGCUUUUAGCACAGUAAUAAAUAAUGGUGAUCCAUAUGCGCACUUUACGAACCGUGGUCCUUACGGACAACCUGACAAGGUUAUUCAAUUCCUAGAGAGAUCAGUAUAUCGGCACUGGCAGAGUUCAAGGAUCACAAUGGAGUCAAUUAGAUAUGCAUGAAUCCAGGCUCUAACUAAUUUUUAAUUUUAUUUUAUUUAAUAUUACAUUAUUUUUGUUGAGCAGUCUAUUAUGCUCACGGCCUUCGGGAUUACAACAUUUUCCAAUUUCCUCUCUUGUCGUUUUGGUUCUCUAAAAAUGGGCAUAAUUGUUGCGAUUGGUCGAAUUUCAAAGAGGUCAGCUGAAUCACUUUAUUCUGUUCGAUCUGUUUUACAUCUCUUUCUUUGUACACACAUAACAAAAGUACAAGAUUGAAAAGAACAUCUAAGAAUGGGAUAUGUCAAAAAGUUUGACAUUGACACUUUGAGAACUGACCACAAAUAAUUGGGUGUGUGAAAUUUCGUAAUUUUUAAUUUUAUUUAGUACAUAUUUUAAUUAUUAGUUUCCACGUAAAUAUUAUUAUUGGCUUGAAGAACUCUUAAAAUGUCGCCGACCCCUGCCCCUAUGCCUGGUGUUGUGAACAUUUCAAAAUGCCCAAUUUGAAAGAUCAAUCUCCAGUGAUCCCACUUAUUGGCGCUAUUUCUGAAAGUAAUUUGAUUCAGAGGAGAGCGAACUCUAAGGAAGAGUUAGAUUUUUCUUAUUAUAAAUACGACAGCUAUGAUGAUGUAUCCUUGGGUCCCGGUAGUCCACAGAUACCAGUUAAACCAUUCUUCCUCACAAGUCCAAAAAGAUUGAACAAUAUGUCGAGGGAUAAUAUGAUAUGUUCCAAAUGUGGAGACGGUUUUGAGCCUCAAGAAAAGAUUGUCAACUCUACAGGACAACUUUGGCAUCAACAAUGUUUUGUCUGUGCACAAUGCUUCCGUGAAUUUAGGGAUGGUGUAUUUUACGAAUUCGAUGGAAGAAAAUAUUGUGAACAUGACUUUCAAGUGCUGUUUGCUCCAUGCUGCAACAAAUGUGGAGAAUUUAUCAUUGGCAGGGUAAUCAAAGCCAUGAAUUCCAGCUGGCAUCCAUCUUGUUUCAAAUGUGAAAUGUGCGCCUUAGAAUUAGCAGAUACUGGUUUCAUAAAAAAUGGUGGUAGAGCUUUAUGCCAUGAAUGCAAUGCUAAAGUUAAAGCUAGAGGUUUAGGCAAAUAUAUUUGCCACAAAUGUCAUGCAAUGAUUGAUGAUCAACCUUUGAAGUUCAGGGGCGAGGUUUACCAUCCUUACCACUUCAAUUGCACAGCUUGCGGUGUAGAACUAGAUAGUAGCGCCAGGGAAGUCAGGAAUCGUUCUGGAUUUGCCAAAAAUGAGAUGAACGAAUUGUAUUGUUUGAGGUGUCAUGACAAGAUGGGCAUACCCAUAUGUGGUGCUUGCAGGAGGCCUAUUGAGGAACGAGUUGUUACAGCUCUUGGAAAACAUUGGCAUGUUGAGCAUUUCGUUUGUGCUAAAUGUGAGAAACCUUUCUUUGGCCAUCGUCAUUAUGAGAAAAAAGGUUUAGCUUACUGUGAAACUCAUUAUCAUCAACUUUUUGGAAAUCUUUGCCAUUUAUGUAACCAAGUCAUCGGUGGAGAUGUUUUUACUGCCAUGAACAAGGCUUGGUGUGUCCAUCACUUCGCUUGUUCGAUCUGCGAUCAAAAAAUGAACCAGAAAACGAAAUUCUAUGAAUACGACUUAAAACCAGUAUGCAAAAAAUGUUACGAGAAGUUUCCUAACGAGUUACGUCGUCGUUUAAGAAGACAACAUGAAGCCACCCCAAGAAAACCAGGCACACCAACUCCGGCUUAAAUAACUUUUUUUACUCUUUGGUUUUUAAUUUUAUUAAUUUAAUGACUACAUUUUCUUCUAAUUCUAACAGGAUGAGGCUAACCACGCGCUUAUCUAGAUAUUUCGUUAAUCUGAAUUAGCCAGAUAAUAUUUUAACUGUUUUUCCUUGAAAAAUAUCGUAUAUUCGAUUUUUAUACUGACUCUUGAGAAUUUUAUUUUGUUUAUAAUAAUGUCUAUCUUAGAUAGGUAGAUCCUGUAUGUGGUACUCAAAUAUUAUAUAAAAAGACAUUUUAAUAUUUAUUAUCAUGAAUUGACUAAUAAUUUUUAUAAUAUAUUGUUCAACAAUAUAUAAAAUAUAUAUUUUUUUAAUGUCUAAACCAGAUUUAACGACUUAAUAAUUACUGCAGGCUAGUUUAUCUUCCUUAGAAACGGUAGAUAGAAAGGAAAGUAUAUAAUGAUCAUGGCCGAUCUAAAUGUAGCAGCCAAAAUAGAACGGUAAUAGUUUUGUUUAUUGAUUAAAAGGAGAAAGAACAAAACGAGAACAUGAACCCAGAUAAUAGAUGAAAAUCAAUUCUACUGGAAAACAAUAAGAGUAACAUGAAUGAAAAGAAUAAUAGUAUUAGUAAUAAUACUAAUAAUAAUGAAUCUUUAUUUUAAAGAACCAUAAAAUAACAUCAAAAUGCAUUUCAGAGUUGACACUCUAUGCCAGAGGUAGGCAACGAGGUGCCCUAGGACGCCAUGGCACUCUCUGUGAUACUUUUAUGGUGUUGGUAAAUCAAUUCUAUCUAUGGUACACUCGUAGGUAUAGACAAAUAAAACGUUAUUAUUUGAACCGUAUAUAUUACCUCCAUAAGGCCUCUAUAACUUGCUCUUAUUGACAAAAAGAUUGCCGACCCCUGCUCUAUACAAUAACGGUCUAAACUGUUUAACAAAUCAAAUAACUCCGUUUUAAUUUAAGGAUUCAAUUUGUUUAAUUUUUGGUGUAACUUAUUGAAUAAUUUAAUGAUAUUAUAAUAGAUCAUAUGUAAUAAUGACAUUAAUAAUUGAAUAAUAUACUGAAUCAUCAACCGUAAUAUGAACAUGUUAUACUUAAUGACCAAUAUGAUGUAUUAGUUAUGAUGUAAUGCCUGUUCCACUGACAAAUACAAUGACAGUUAACUUAUAAAAAUAGAGGUUAUAGGUAUUCAUUAACUAUUUCUAUUAUUUUCAAAAAUGUAUUCAUUUAAACAUUAAAAAUAAUAUGAUUACAUAUAUAGCCACUGUUUAGUUUUUAUUUUAUUUAUUUUUUAUACGUUUAAUUGUUUAUUUUUAUUGUUCCUGGUUACGCCACUGCUUCCCUUUCCUCAAUCGAGAGAAGUAAGGUUAAAAAAGAGCAUUCAUAUUCGAACUUGUUACUUCAGCACAUCAACGUUUGUUGUAAAUUUAUAAUGAUAUAUUUUAUAAAACAGUACAGCCCAUUUUAAACCCAACAGCCACUUCCAAAAAUAGGGACAUCUUUAGACACCCCUCGGCGAAGUUAUUAACCUGCAGACUAUCCCUAAUUGAAUUUUACAUUAAUUUGUAAAAUUCUGCAAAUAAAUGAUUUUAUCUAUUCUGUGUUUAUUAGUUUAUUUUUAAAAUAUAUUCAGAAAAUUUUACUGAUCACUUUAAAUACGUACAUAUUGUAUUUUUCAUUGUAAAAUUACAGUAAAAUUUAGUUUGAAAGGUUUAUUUUUAUCUUUGUAUAAAAUUCUAUCACACCGAAUAUUUAAAAAUAGCACCAUGUAAAAUGUUUCGAUAUGUCUCGUUUACAUUCGGUGUGAGUCGUGGGGUCUGCUCCAAUACUGGUCCGACGCUCGUUUGAUUUUGUUUGUUAACUUUCAAUAGAACACAAAUUACAUCACACUAAUAGCGUAUUGUGGCUAAUCAAUUCAAUUGCGACAUACUGUUGCCUAUUUGUCGAAUUGUGCUGCCUUGAAAAAUCCAUUUUAACAUUUGUACUUUCUCAAUCCCAUAAACAUUUAUUUUAAAUUAAAAUGAACUAUUUUUCGCUUCGUAAUAAAAGCACAUUUUAAAGUGACAGUUGUCAAAGAGUAGGUACAACGAGAAAUGACAGAGUGAGAAACUAAAAUCGAUAGAGAGAUGAUUCCAUAGGUGGUGGAAAAGUUCUCCCAAUGCUGCGCAUUAAUUUUUCAAAAGUUGCACAGCUGUUAUUGUAUUUUAACUUUAAACAUAGGCACAGGACCCUCACUUGCACGCUUUCAUAUACAUUCUGUUUCACUCGGUUGAGAGAUGUGCGACGAAGACUUCAAUAAUUCAGCAUAAUUUUUCUCAAUAGUACUUAGUGUUGUACAUUAUAUGAACAAAAUAUCCGAUAGGAUAUCGGACUAAGGGCCAAUCUUUUCACCUCUGAGUAAAGUUGAAAGUAACUACUUGCUGAUUAAACUAUAGGGCUAUUGAACGUUAAUCUGUCGAGUAAACCUACAUGUAACUUUACUCAGAGGUGAAAAGAUCGGCACUAAAAUUAAUUUCUCAAAAUACAAUUAUUUAACUUGCUUGUGGAGAGUUUAUUGAAUAUUUAUGUUGUAUUCAAUUAGGGGAUCUUCUUUUUAAUAAUUUUGGGAUCUUUUCUAUUACAUCAAAAACAGUAUCCUCGUUAUGAAAUACAAUUAUAGACAGAUAAUAUUGGCAAUGUCCUGCACACUCGCGUUUAAAUGUCCGAAGUCAGAGCUUUAUUUUUACGGCAUGAAUGAUAAUUUUGAUAAUACCGUGUCCAUAUUAUGGUGAAUUGAUCUGUAUGCACUCCUAUAAUGAACUACACACUAAACUAUAUGCGCAUUGUAUCCUAUACGAACUUGUCCUUAAAAUAACAUAUCGCUGGUUUGCAAAAAUACUGAUACCAAUACACGCUGAAACAGAAAAAAAUUUAAUUUGUUUGUAAUCGUCCCCAUUUUUUUUUUAUUAUUUUGACCAACCGAAGAUGGAAAAGUUUUUCGAAACAUAUGUAGUGCUGUGCUAAACAAUAGAAAAUAAAAACGACCGAAUUAACCAAGGAAAUUUUUAUUUCUAUAAAAACAACAGAAAUCACUUAUUUUUAUCAUAUAAAAUUCUGGUCAACAUCGUUUGCUAAACAUUAGAGAUAGAGUCACUAUUGAUUUGAAAGAAACAAGUCCAUAUAUACCACGAAUAUGGGCUCAUUUCAGUUACACCUUUGAUGUCCAAACUUGAUUUUAAAAACACGCUUUUUUCUUUUUCAAGAAUGUUGACAAAUUUUGAAGACUUCGUUUAUUUUUUGUUUUGUUUUAAAAGUAUACGUCUAUUUUUUAAAAAAAUAAAAUUGUAUGUAAUAUUUUAUUUGUUUUUUGUGAAGCCCAAUUGUUUUAAAUUUAGACAUCAAUGAGAAGAUGCUUUUUUUUAUCAUUCUUAAUCUCAAGAAUAAUGACCGAUGUCUGAAAGGGGUUUUAAUAUUUUUAUGUAUUAUAUUACUAUUUUAUAUUAUAAUUAGUAAAGUUAACCUAAGAUUAAAUUAACUACAUUUUGAAAUAUGCAAUAAAACAUUUAAAAAUACCAUACUAUAAAAUCGACUAUUUUUACUUGCGACGUUGUUCUUGCCAACCAGCGAUAUGUCAAAAUAUGUAAUUGAUGUUUGAAAAAUUACAUUUAUUAUGACAUAAUAAUGCGGAUAAUAAAAAUAGACAUUGAUAGAAAAGAUAAAUUAAAACCGUGUUGUAAUGAGUAGUUGCAUUCACCUGGUGUAGAAAUUUUCAGGCCGCAAUCGCUAUUAGUAAUGGGAACUAAUGGAUUUACUUGUCCUUCAAAGCAAGGUGAGUUGACGAUCCAUACCAUUAAAGCGUGGCCCAAGAUCAUUGUAUAUUGGCAAAAACGUUUUAUUUUAACUAGUCACACUCAUACUGAUUUGUAUUAAUGAACUUUUUUUAUUAAUUUAAUUAUCUUUUUUAUAGAAAUAUUAAGAAUGUUUAUUAAUAAUAUAACAGUUUUUAUUAAUGUACCUAUUUAGUUUUAAUUAGAAUAUAAUUUUUACCAUAAUUGAGUUUCUGAAUACAAAUUUAGAUGUUCAAGGAUAUUUAACUUUUAUACCAUUCAAUUUGUUAGCAUUACGAUUUAUUUCACUAUACUCACUGAUAAAUUGGAAAAAAUCGAACUUUAGGUUGCAUUUACCGAGAAGCAGUUGACUACCCAUUUUAAAGUGGUAUAGUUGAAUACUCGAUUAUAUAUAACGUAAGUCUGUUACAUUUUUUAUUGGUCAAACCUAAAUGCCGAAUAUAUAUAUAUAUAUAUAUAUAUAUAUAUAUAUAUAUAUAUAUAUAUAUAUAUAUAUAUAUAUAUAUAUAAAAUAACGAACUUUGACAAUAAUUAAUACACAUGGCAAAUUAGAUAUCCUCUAAUUGUUUUUUUUUUUUAGAAUUCUUAAUGUAUUCAAGGGAAUAUUGAAAUUUUGUUAUGUCGAUUUGAAUUUAGGUUUCGGAUACCGGGAAGAACAAUCCAGUGUGAAAGUGUUAUUAAUUAAUUGUUAAAUAUUUAUAUUCAUGUUUCAUUUGUAGAAUAGUAAAUUUUCCUUAGAUCUAAAAAUAUCAAGUGUGAAAAUAAUUCACAUUUUUAUAACUUGCUAUUAAAUAUCAAUGCUGCUUUAAGAACUAAUAUUAUCAUAAAUACCUAUGUUUAUUUUUUCAAUUGCCCAAAUAUACUCAAUCUCAUGACAAUGGGAUUGAAAGAAUUGUGUGUAGUACAAUCAUUAAGUUUAAGUUAUGUUUCAAACAUUGUAUUCAGCGUUAGCAAAUGUUAUAGCAGUCGGGCCAUCAAUACUCUAUUUUUUAGCCUCUUCCACAAACUUCUCUUAUAGUGAAACUAUUAGCCUAAUCACAAAGCAUCUUUAAAUUUAUUCCUGGCGAGUGAAUUUUAAUCCUACAAGCUAACUGAGCUUGUCUGGGGUGACUUACAAAUGUACACAGCACUGAAAGUCUAUUCGGUGGACGAUAUUUCAAUUACUGUCACUUAAUUAUUUUAAUCUCUGUAAACUAUUAUAUAGAUUUCAUAAAUACUUUUUAGGAUUUAAUUUGUUAAGGAUUUGAGGAAACAUAACUUAAUUUAUCUGAAUUUUACUAAUCACAGUAACAAUUCAAAAUGUGGUUGAAACAUCACAUCGUCCAACUCUACUUUUUCUCUGAAUUGACGUUGACAUUUUUAUUUUUACGAAUUAACGGGACGGUAAAUAUUUAAUAAUGCUUUGUGAAUUAGGCUGUAUUGUGUCUCAUAAUUUGUGAUUGGCUAAGGUUCGAGUAAUGAAGGAACAUUGCGUUAGUACUAAUUAGAAUUCUUGGUAAAAUAUACUGCAUUCGAGCAUAUUCAAAUUUUGUCGUCAAAUGAGAUACAGUACAUACAGGGUGUUAAUAAAUGUUACAAAUACGAAAACCAACCGUUUUCAAGCAGAUAUUGGACUUAAUAAAAAUAUUGGUAUUAGUUAAAGAGUGUAAUUAAUGUUCACAAUCAUUUUAUUUGAUUUCUCAAAAUAAUGCCCACCAACUUUUAUGUAAACUGAAUAUCAGUCAAGAGAUAUUGCUACAAGAUUGCAUCAGUAUACUUAAUUACUGUUCGAUACCAUAUUAUCCCAGGAUUUGGCGACAGUGUAACCUCCAAACUUUCCAGAUUUCUUUUUAUGAUAGCAUAUCAGUCCAUAUUAAGUCUCAAGUAUCAUAGUAAGUAUGGCAUACUAUCAACUGUUGACAACGGUUAUUUUCUCUCCUACCCUGUGCAAAAAAAACAAUAAAGAUAAUAACCUGUGGCAAAUGGACUAUGUCCAAAGCUAACAACGACACAAAAAAAAUUAGAGAGAAUUAUCGAAGCAUUCAAAUAGAGGUUGCUUUUAAAAAAAGAUCCUAUAGAGUAUUUUUAAAAUUAUAUAUCGAAAACUAUGUUUAAACUUUAUUAUGGUAUUUCUUUUAAUCUGAUAAUAACUAAUUAAAAAUCAGAUUAUAAAGUUAUACUUUGUUAAAAAAAAAGCAACAUACGGCAAGCAGAUGACAGGUCAAGUUUAGAAAUAUAUAAAUUGAAAUGUCGGGUAUUGAUAGACAAUAUAACAGAAAUACUAUCAGAAUAAGAGAAGGAGAAGGCCAGUAUUUUAUUAAAAGACGAUCAAAAAAGGUGCAGCGAUUGCGAAUGCCAAAAUAAGAAAGAAAUCUUUGUUAUUAAAAAUACCUUACAUGGUGUUGAGCAUGUCAUAGUAAAUAAAUAUACAUUUUAUACAUAUUUAUAUUCAGGGUGUUUACUAAUAAUAUGCGAAUAUUUAAGGGUGUGAAUCUACAUGAAAAAUUGAUGCUAGUUUGCUUUAGUUCUCGGUCGAAGGUUUCUGCCUAAAAUGAGAAUUUCGUCUUUAGUGUUGGUUUUGGGCAAAAAACUGGCGAAACUACAAUUGGCACAUUUUCUUUAAAAAAAAAUUUUUUUCGAACCGUCUUGAAAUUAUUUUCAGCUUUGACAGUGGCGUACAUACGGUCAUUGACUUCGAUAUAUUUUAAGAAAAAAAUUGUGUACCAGUGGUUUUUUCCCAAAUAGAAUUUAUUUUUGAAUUCCUUGUUUAAUUUGAAUCUUAAGAGCUCUCCUGACCUGAGUUGUUUUCCUGUGACGCGCUGUUUUUGAAUAAAAAAAAAAAAAAUAAUAAAAACCGUUGAACUGUCCAAAAAAAUUAAUGUAAUUAUUGAAGAAUGCAAUUUUGAAAUAAAUCUAGUUGGCCUUUAUAAUUUUUCACUGAAAUAUCUCAAGCGGUUUCGAAAAUAUUAAUUUCCUUUUUUUCCAAAAUUCUUAGCACCCCUUAUUUUUAUAACGGAAAAUUUUUGAACUAGAGUUUGUAUAUCAUGAAUUUUUCAUGUAGCUGACAUUCUCAAAUAUUCGCAUAUCAUUACAGACAGAGGCGGCUCGUGACCUAGUCUACGAGGAGGUUAUCUACGCACAGAUUACAAAAUGAAAAAGUAUGCUAUUGCCUUCAAUUGAACGAAUAUAUUUCAUAUCCAUUCUAGGUAGUGAGAACACAGCAAAAAAAUGAAAUCCACCAAUCAUAUUUUGAUCAAACGACUGCUAUUAUUCAUAAAAUUUUAAAUAAGUGACAAUUCUGUCAAACUAAUUGUCAGUAUAUUUUUUAGUUAUUGAGAUUAAACAUACAUUAAAAUGGGUUAUUCUUGUGUAGAAUCGAUAAAUAAUAGCAUUUCUGAUUUAUUUUGGCUAUAAUUAUAAAUAAUUUGUUAAUUUAAAUAAAACUAUAUGAAGUCAAUUUAAUUACUAGUAUUAAAGCAUCAAAAAUGAAAGAUUAGAUGAUCCUGUGGUCAGCGUUCUUGCCUUCCACACGGAAGACUCGAGUUCGAUUCUCGGAUGGGGAAAAAUUAAAUGAACUAUUUUCUUUUUUCGUUUAUUUUAUUUUAAAAAUUAUUAAAAGUCAUAAGACUAGGCCACGGGCCAAUAUAUAAGAGAAACUUUAUUAAUGAGAGUACAAAAGAUAAUCGAUAAUUCUCUAAUAAAAUUUUACUUUACGCAAUAAACAAUCAUGCUUACAAUUGAUUUGUAUUGAAAUUUUUUUUUUUUAUUAAAUACAGCCAUUUUACCAAGAAACCUAAGACAUUUAUUGAAUUUAAGUACAUAUAAUACAUAAUAACAUAUUCGCAAAAAUAUUAAUCUUUUAAAAUACUGCUAUAUUUAUUAAUAAUUCUUAUCAACUUAGUUUGUAGUUAAAAAUUUGCAAUAUUGUGACUUGUAGUAGCUUUAUUUUUGAAAUUCAGAUUACAAUAAAGCUACUUACCUAAAAAUUCACACUUUAAAUCAUUUGUAAUUUUAAAAUAGUCAAACUUUAAUGAUGAAUCGUAUAAAAUUUAGUGAGUAGUAUUAUUUUAUUAUCAAACUAUAAAUAUGCCUUGCAUCACACCAUGGUGUUUCUUAAUAUGUUUUUAUUAGCAAUAUAACUAUGUAUUUAGAGCUUAUAGCACUUUUAACUUGCUAAUAAUCUAAUAAUAUAAAACACAGUGCCUUUAUAUAAUAUGCCUAUUAUCUAGAUCUGAAUGUAUUUUAUUCUAAAGUAUUUUCUGUGACACUGCUCACAAAAAAAUAUUAAAUUUUACAUUAAUCGUACAAAAUACAAAUUACUAGUUAAUUAUGAAUGUUUUUCUAAUAAUUGGAAUACACAUACACAAUUUGGGAAUACAUCGAAUCUGUGUCCUGCAUUUUAAAGCAGUAGGUAUCCAGAAUAUAUUUUAGAACAAAUAUAAAUCCUCGAAUAAGUUUAUUUUUGUAGAAAAUUUUAUGUAUAUUUAAAACAUGGUGCCUAUUUUUAGAAUAAUGAAAUGAAAGUUCUAUACCUAUAUACUUAUUCUUGGUUAUCGUAAACCUAUUUUUUUCUAUGAUAGAAAUAAAAGUAAUAUUUUUGAUAGAAUUAUCAAAUUAUUUAUUCUAAGAAACAAUUUUAGUAAAAGGAUUGUUAACAGCUUUUAUAUUUUUUACAUAUAAAUUUUAUGGCGUAGGAUGGUCAAGACCAUAAAUUAAUUUUUACCUACCGAAAUAUUUAUAUUAAAUACAUUUUAAUGGAAUAAAAACUACUAUCAUUGCGCUAAUUAAAAUCAAUUAGCUAGACAAUAAAAUUAACAGUUAUAUUUUGCUGAAAUGCCAUUGAAACAAUUAUUUUAGUUUAUGAAUAAAAAUAUUUGGUAUAACUCCUUUAAUUUUAUUUGACAAAUACAAUUUGUCAGGUCAGGUCAAUAUUUAUAUUUUUAGAGAAAAAAAAUCUUUUUAUAUAACAUUGAGUUGAGCAGCAGUUGUCAGAAUAUUUCUAUUAAUUGACUUGUCCUUCAUUUAGCGACUCGUCUAAUUUUGUUCAAUUAAUUGUACAGUAUCUUGUGUCGGUUUGAGGAUAAAAUUUUUGAUUUCGGGUCCAAUAAUGCUGAAAUGAGAGAAAUGUUAAAAAAAAAUUCUAAACAAUCUCUACUUUUUAAAAUUUGUUUAAUAUAAAUAUAAAAAUUAAUUAGAGCUUGCUUUAAUACAUCAACUACUUCCUAUAGAAAAUGUAACAUAUUUUUGUAGA
Psylliodes chrysocephalus is the source of this 11407-nucleotide messenger RNA. NCBI's taxonomy places the organism in Eukaryota, Metazoa, Arthropoda, Insecta, Coleoptera, Chrysomelidae. The record is from the annotation of a GenBank genome assembly.